AGAGAGAGAGAAGAAAGAGAGGUUGUCCCACGGGCGGGGCUCGUAGUGCGAGCGAGAUAGAAGCAAAAAGAGAGGAAGGAGUAUUGGCUGGCGGGGAAGGGGGAGCUUGAAUCCCGCAGCGUAAAACUAAGCAUGCCACUCGUGGCGUCUCAGUCGCAGGAUCGCACGCGCACCGUCAACGCAGUGGCGUCUGAUUCUCCUUCCUAUUUUACCGGUCAUCACACGUAAACUAACACACGACAAGAUUUACACGUAUCAUUCUAUGUAUAUAUAGUACCUUUCUUCUCGGUGUAUGUAAGAGAGAAAGAGAGAGAGAGAGAGAGAAGUAUUGGAAAAGGAAAGAGAAGGUGAGAAAAAGAAGGAAAAGAAUAGAGAGAUAUAUUCUAUAUAUAUAUCUGUAUAUAUAUGUAUAUAUACACAUAUAUAUAUACACAAUAUAUAUAUAUUUUCUAUCUUUCUCUUUGAAUGAUAUCGAACGGUAUUUCGAUGUGAGAAAAAAAAAGAAAGAAGAAAAGGGGAAAAAUACGAAAGAGACACUCUCUCUUUCGAAUUCACAGGAUUGUAUAUACAUACAUGCACACACACGUAUAUAUGUACAUACGUGUAUGUAUAUAUGUGCAUGGCUUUACUACGCGCGUGUUACUUCUGGACAGACUACGAGGUGUUUGAGGUUAGGAACAGUCGUAUUCGUCAUUUGCUCUCCGUCUACUAGUUUAUCAGUCGAUUUAAUCUGUGUGCAGCAGCAAUAACAACAGUAACAGCAGCAAGGUGGUUUCUUUCAGACUGGUUGAGAACUAUAUAUAUAUAUGUAUAUAUAUUUGUAGGCUCCUGUGCAUAUACAAACACGCACACAACACAUACGUAUAUAUAUAUAUGACGAAGAAAAAAGGAAGAGAGAAAAAAGAGGGUAGAUAGUAGACGUCGCUUGAAUUACCGAAGCACUGCCUGGUGAGAUGAAGACGAGCGAAAAGAGUUGAACGUCGAAGAGUAAAGAGUAAGAAGGAUAGAGGAAAGCGAGAGGGGUACACGACCGUCGGUUAUGUUCAACUGUAAAGAAGAAGAAGAAGAGAAGAGGCAAGGCUAAUGGCUCUUAGGAUAGAAGGAAAAGAACACUGAACGGGUCAUACCAAUGACGUAAAAGAUUUUAACAAAUUGUACUGGACAAAGAUUGACGAAGAAAAGAAGAAGAAAAAAAUAUAUAUUAAGAAGAUAUUUUAUCAAUUUUUCGUUUUUAUCACAACGAGAACUUAUCUGUGAGAACGCACGUGACACAGCGUGUUUCUAGAAGAAAUCACUUAGAGAAAGCAUUGAAGGAGGAAGUCAAAAUGAGCGAAAAACGUGGUACGAAAGCUCUCGAGCUCUGGUGCAGACGAAUAACCGAGGGUUAUCCGGGUGUAAACGUACAGAACAUGACCACCUCGUGGCGAGAUGGGCUCGCAUUUUGCGCCAUGAUUCAUCACUUUCGUCCCGACCUCAUCGAUUUCAACAGCCUUAACAAGGACGACGUCUAUGGGAACAACGAGCUGGCAUUCAGAAUCGCCGAGCAGCAUUUAGGAAUACCCGCUCUUUUGGAUGCCGAAGACAUGGCUUCCUGUUCCGUGCCUGAUCGAUUAUCGAUUCUAACCUAUCUCUCACAAUUCUAUCAAACCUUCAAAGGAUCGUCUCCUAGCCGUUUAGCGACGAACAGAACAGUCGAAACAACGGAAGAGAGAAUCGCCCCGGUUCCAGAAUCACCAAAAGCCAAGGUGGGGUCGCGUCUGGGAAUGCGUCGAGAUCCGUGCGCGUCGUGCGGACUUCCGGUUUUCCUCGCGGAGAAGCUGGUGAUCGGACACGCAGCCUACCAUCGUACCUGCUUCCGUUGUGCCCGUUGUGGGAACCAAUUGAUGCCUGACAGUUAUUACGAGACUGAGGAGGGCCAGUAUUGCUGCGAGACCUGUCCUGACGAAGAGAGGACCUUUUUAUCGUCAUCGACGUCGUCGUUAUCAUUAUUGACGAAUCGUCAUUUAGAAAAAGAUAGCGACAAAGGUAACGAGGAAGAACAAGAAGGAGAAGAAGAACAGGAAGAAGAAAUAGAGGUUGAAGGAGAAGAAGAAGAGGAAGAAAAGGAAGAAGUGAAAAUGACGGAUAUGAUGGUGGAUAACCGAGUUUCCGGUAAUGGCCACCGAAGGUCUCUCAGUGAUGAAGAAAAAACAGAACGGAAGAUGGUAUUAGAAUUAAAGGACAAUGAAAAUGUCGUUGUUCUUGCUAGGAAACGAUCGGUAGACGCACAGAUACCAGAUCUGAUAUCGCAGACCUCACGAAUGAGGCUCGACUUUAUGGCGAGUCAAUUGUUCUCGGAGAGAAAUGACGAGAAUAUCGAGGAUGAAAGGACAAAGAGAAAUAUAUUCUCUGGAGAGAAGAAUGAAGAAUUAGAGGAAGGAGAUGAGGUGGAGGCGGAGGCGGAGGCGGAGGCGGAGGCGGAGGCGGAGGAGGAAGAGGAGGAGGAGGAGGAGGAGGAGGAAGAGAAGAAUAAGGAAGUCCUUCGUACGGAGGAAUCGACGAAUCUCGAUGACCGACCUCGACCGAGAUUGUCGAGUAUCGAAGAUACCAAGAAUUCCAAAGAGGAAGCUAUUAAUAAUUCGCUUCCAGAAUCGGAGUCAAUUAUUCAUUCGAAUUGCUCUGCGACACCUUUGCAAAAUGAAACGACGCUUUCGCAUAGUGAUUCGAAUAAAGUUCAAAUACCGUCCCCACCUGUAAGAGCAAACAGGAGAAACAAUGUGCCAAAAGAGGAAGCUAUUAAAUGUCCCAUGGAUGAGAGUAACGAAACUAAGGAUGAUCGUAGAAUCCAAGAUUCUUUAAAUAAUUCAGUUGGCAGCCUUACUUUCUUAACUGCUCAUGGGACAAGUGAAAAAUAUCCAGAAGAAUUAAAUCCCUUUAAAAGCGACGAAGAAAAUGAGGAAGAAUACCAUACUGUUGUGAAUAAUAGCAUUAAAAGCAUUAGCAAGAUCUCGACUAAUCCGUUUGAUGACGAUAUUACUUAUGAUGAAGAAGACGGAGAUAAAGUAGAGAAUGAGCUUCCUUUGCCAGAAUCGAAACCACCACUCACGGUUCUACCGGCUAAACGGCGUUUGACUGCACCACAGAUCAGUCUCAAUCCAUUCUCCAGUGACGAGGAAGAUGAACAUGAAAGUGAUACGGAGAACAAACGAAUCGUGGUAUCUGGUACAGUGCCUAUACCCAAGCCACGUACUAUCACAAAUACAAUCGAGCUGGGAUUGAUUCAACGAAAAUCCAAUUUGAAUCGUAGAGGCGUUUAUGCAUCAAAUAGCUCAAUAACUAGUUCGGAAUCGACCUCAACGCCAGGUGGAACAUAUAGGAAGAAAAAACCAGCACCGUUGCCACCAACGGCCAAGGAACUGUUCUCUUCCACAGGCUAUCGUAGCGUGUCUCCCCGUACUACACCGCGAACACGAAAGGCGAAGCCAGCUCCUCCUCCACCUAUACCUACGAGCACUCCGAAUGCAUCCGUCAAUACUUCUUUGGUUCUUGAAGAAUCUCCGAUAAAUCAGGCCGAUGAUAUCGGCGAUGAUACACGUGUAAAUAUGUGGGAAGAUCAGAAGAAUAACAAGGACGAGGCCAACAGAAACAGACAAAGCUUGACUAGUGUUUCCUGCGUAGAAAGCCCACAAUUUAAAUCUUAUCCGGAUAAGAGUGUUCAAGGAAAGUGGAAAAGGAAGAAGGGACCAGCGCCGCCACGUCCUACGCCACACCGUAGAAAAAUCAAAGUUAUGUCCAUGAAAGACGUCAAAUUAGAAUUGGAUGAAAUAGAAUUACAACAGCAAGGUUUAGAAAGACAGGGUGUACGUUUGGAACAAUUAAUUAGAGACAAAUGUGAAACAGGGCCACGAGUUGAUGAAUCUUCUCUCAGUAUGGACGUCGAAGAACUCAUUUUAGAAUUAUUUGCUUUGGUCAAUGAAAAAAAUGAAUUGUUUAGGAGACAAGCUGAAUUAAUGUUACUACGUAGGCAACAAAGAUUGGAAGAGGAACAUGCUGAUGUUGAAUAUCAAAUACGUUGUCUUAUGUACCAACCAGAAGCUACAAAAACGGAUUUCGAUAAACAGAGAGAAGAGGCUUUAAUACAAAGGUUAGUAGAAAUCGUAGAAAGGAGAAAUGAAAUAGUAGAAUGUUUAGAAAUGGAUCGUAAAAGAGCAGUCGAGGAAGAUAAGAGUAUUCACAAACAUAUGGGAUUAUUUGCUGCUAGAAACAAAAGCGAUGCUACCAAUAGUAAUAAUGAUUCUUCUUCUAAUUCCACUAAAAUGAAAAAAAGUAAAAUAAAAGAGAAGAUAAAAGAGAAGAAGUUUAAAAAAUUAUCUAAAAAGGAUGCCGACAAGGACGUGGAUGAGACUGAAGUGAAACUCAAACGCCACAACAACAAGCGGAAGUGGUUUUGAGUUAUUAAAAUAUUAAUUGUUAAAUAUUAUUAGCUAUAAAGUUUUUUGCAAAUAAGCUAGUUAUCGUUUAAUACUUUUAUAAAUAUUUUUAACGUGAUUUGUUAUUUAUAAAUACAAAAGAUUACCAUAAAACAUUAGUAAUAAAUAUAAUUAAUGGUUCAAUAAAAAAUAAA
Messenger RNA from Vespa crabro (European hornet), 4603 nucleotides. RefSeq names its product MICAL-like protein 1 (gene MICAL-like). Bases 1326 to 4430 code for a protein of 1034 amino acids. The record is from RefSeq and is a predicted model, not a curated record. The transcript is spliced from 11 exons. Lineage: Eukaryota; Metazoa; Arthropoda; Insecta; Hymenoptera; Vespidae. Gene Ontology annotation, molecular function: protein binding.